AUGGACUCCGAAACAAUGCCGUUAAAUCCAAUCACAAACAAUCAUCAACAUAGAACCCACAAUAGCAAUCUGCAAUCAUCUAAUGAGUUUAAAGUUUCCAAGCCAAAAACAACAGACAAGCGUAAGAGCUACAAGUAUGGUCAGUAUCCCAAUAGGAAACGUAUAAAUGAGCAUACAUCACCGACACCAAUAAGGAGUCUAAGUGGUGACAAUGAGAAAGAAAAUUAUAUGACAAAUGGCACAUCGUUACAUUAUACAACCAUUUUGACUACCCCUACCAGUAAAAGAGCUACUCAUAAAUCCCCAGCUUCAGAUUCGCCCUUAUCCAACCACAAGUUGUCAUCAUCAUCACCAUUUGUUGAAUCGCCAGCGGAAACUAACAAAUCAAACAUAAAACAACACCAUCACCACCACUACCAAAGCCCGUCACUCUCAACAACACUCUCACCACAUGAUGAACCACACCCUGGGAUACCUGAUUGCAAAUUUGAUGAUUUUGAAAUUGGUAGAAUAUUAGGGAAAGGUAAACUAGGUAAAGUAUAUUGUGCCAAACACAAACCGUCAGGGUAUCUCAUUGCCCUCAAAGUUAUGUCCAAAAAAGAAUUAUCAUCAAUGAAGCUUGAACGUAAUUUUCGUCGUGAAAUUGAAAUACAAUCAUCUUUAUACCACGUCAACAUUACUCAUUUACAUACUUGGUUCCAUGAUGAUACCAAUGUUUACUUGGUUCUUGAAUUUAGCUUGUAUGGGGAACUUUAUCAAGAGUUGCGAAAAUCGAAACGAUUUGAUAAUGUUAAGGCUAGUUACUAUAUUUAUCAAGUGACAUUGGCAUUACGGUAUUUGCAUAACAAACGAAUCAUUCAUCGCGAUUUGAAGCCGGAGAAUAUCAUGUUGAGUUUGGAUAAUAUUGUCAAACUAAGUGAUUUUGGUUGGUCAGUUUACAUGAAACAACAAGAAAAUGAUAGAGAAGAAAACAUCGUUGGUGGUGUUGAUGCCAAUGGUGUUGCUGCUGCUGCUGCUGCUGCUGCUGCUGCUGACGAUGAUGAUGAUGAUGACUAUCUUAACCAUAUAAGCCACUUGCAAGAUCCACAACCCACAACCACACACACCCCUUCCAAUAGAAGAAACACGAUUUGUGGCACUAUGGACUACUUGCCACCAGAAAUGAUUGAACAGAAACCUCAUGAUAAAACAGUAGACAUAUGGGCAUUGGGGGUUUUGAUUUAUGAGUUUCUUGUUGGUAAACCACCAUUUGAGGAAAUUGAUAAAAAUGCAACUUAUAAGCGUAUAGUUAAAGUGGAUUUACGAUUUCCGAAAUACUUGCCGCCUCCCAGUGGCGGUAAUGGUGGUGUUAACGACAAAGCAAAUAUAGGCAGAAGAUCAACUAUCAAUAAUGCCAGUGCUGCUGCUGCCAGUGCUAUUGCUUCAUCGGCUACAGGGAUGGAUCUAGAUGCUAUUGAUUUGAUAAGGCGACUAUUGCGUUAUGAUCCUAGUGAGCGGUUGAAGUUGGAUGAUGUUUUGCGCCAUCCUUGGAUUGUAAAGCAUAAACCAUAUUGGCCAGUAAAGAGUAAAUCGAAGUGA
This is a messenger RNA of Lodderomyces parapsilosis, 1578 nucleotides long. It is a transcript of the gene IPL1, whose product is annotated as aurora kinase. The record is from RefSeq and is a predicted model, not a curated record. Gene Ontology annotation, biological process: regulation of cytokinesis; protein phosphorylation; mitotic spindle organization. Lineage: Eukaryota; Fungi; Ascomycota; Pichiomycetes; Serinales; Debaryomycetaceae. The transcript has a single exon. Gene Ontology annotation, cellular component: spindle midzone; spindle microtubule; chromosome passenger complex. Gene Ontology annotation, molecular function: ATP binding; protein kinase activity. Bases 1 to 1578 code for a protein of 525 amino acids.